UUUAAUAGUCGUCAGGAGGAGAAGGAAGGCAGCGGUAGGUGGCGCUGUCAGUCAUCCGUAAAGCGCUGCAGUCCUGCUCUUUCUCGCGAUAUUUGACACUGACAAGGAAGUCACGCUGUCAUUCCUAAAGCCGGUUUUAGAGCUCAGCGUUUUUCAGUCAAACGCUCUUUCUUAAACGAAUGCAGUCAUAAUUGACUGCUGUACAGAUCGAGAAUGAGAGCGUCACGUGUCAGGCGGUUUUUCCAUUGACUGAGAUGCGUGUCAUCCGCCUAAGUCACAUGGAAUGUGGACGGAUUCACCAGUCAUUCAGCGCCAGAGAUAUUUAUCCUCGUCUACACUUAAGUAUCUCUGCUUUGGUUAUACUUGAAUAAGUAUAGUUUUAAAUAUACCUUCAUACUGACGUUGUAGCACCAUGUAUAACUCGGAGAGGAUCCCUGAAACAAGUAUCGAUCAGAGGGAAACUAAUGGAUGCAGAAACGGCGUGAACUCUGACGGGACAGAUCAGUAUAAAGACCCCGCUGAUUCAAUCCCAAGCAGACCUUCCAGAAGAAUCGUUCUUCACUUUGAUCUCAACAACACAAUCCUUGUAUCUGACGCAGUCACAAGACAAGGAACUGUAGCUGCUCUUGAAUACUUCCUGUCCACGGUGACCUGGGGGCGCAUGACAAAAGGUAAAUGGGAAUGGCUGUCAGAAGCACCAUCUCUGCUCCAGCCUUGUGAGGGCGCCAUCACGUACUACUCUCAGUUUGGGCGAGUGGCAGGCUUUACCACCGUAGGCCCAGGCCGACGUUUCCGGAAGGUCCUUGAUGACCAUCUAGAGCUACUCCGCUGGCCGUCUGACCUACCUGCAGACAAAGAACUUUCUGUUAAAGGAGAAGAUGGGAAGCACUAUCACUGGAUCCUCCCAUCCUUCUUCCAGAUGCUGCAGGACUUGGCUUCACAAGGUGUGGAGUUCUCCAUCCUGUUCCGUACAUUUGGCACAGACCUGCCCCGUGUUCUGAAUGCUGUCAAGCGUACCAUAGAGGAGGGCUCACAUCCGCUCUUCCCUGACCUCCCAGCUCUAAAGCUGAAGGUGAACAUGACUCCUGGACGCAUUAAGUGCAGCAGUAAAGGCACAACACUGAUUCGUGGAGAAGAGCACGUAUCCACAAGGGAUGGAGAACGGCAUGUUUAUCAGUAUCUGAGCUCUGCUGAAGGUCUGGGUGGCUUCCAAGACCACUUUGACUGGUGGGCACGGAACACAUACUCCAUUUUAGGAGGAAAACCGCUCUGGAUUGACCCUUUUGACCCUAAAGUUCAGCAUAUCUUCAUUGAUGACAACAUUCGGCAAAACGAUGAGGACACUAUUGUCCAUCCUAAGGUGUUUCUGGACCCUGAGGGCUUGCAGACUCGAACAGCCUCCACAUCGGAGCUGUAUGAUCUGUGUCUGGUACAGAACGACCUGCUGAAGGCUAUUUCUGAGCCUGGAUAUUUCACCCGACGCAUCCAGAUAUGCAUGGAGAACUAUGAGGGGAACAUCCAAACGGGAUAGCCAGAUGAAGCUCAUGUUAUCCAAGGAAACACAAAUUAUGCAUAAACACAAUCCUAUGGUGUACGCAGAUACGUUCUCUGUUGCAAAUUAACAUGUUUACCUAAUGAAGGAUGUUCAGUCCAUACAUCCGUAUUGAUAUGACCAUCGUAGUCAGAGGUCAUACUGGGCCCCUGAAGAUUUAACAAUCAUAAACAGCACAUGCCAUAGUGUAUGCACACAUUAUUAUGGUCAUAAGCAUUGGCAGCUGCCUCCUAGAUCUAUUUUGUUAUAUGUGCAUGUAAACUGAGGAAUGAAGAUGGUUCAACCAACCGUAUUCUCAGGAACAUUCAGGGGUAGUUUUUUAAUGUUAUUUAUUUUUGAUGCAUUUAAAACAAAUGUUGAAUUUGUAGACUUUUUUUUGUGCACUGACACUAUUAGAGUUUGAAGCUGAUACUAACCAAAGCAGAAUUUGCUACUGUUUCUUACAUGUUAAUUGGAUUGAGUUUCUUAAAGUUUACAUUUAUGCGGUUUUACACAUUAUGUGAUUAUUUAAAUCACAUAUUGCAGUUACAUGCUGAAGUGUCUGCAUCCUCCUUUCUAGUUUUAAACUUCUGACAUACGACUUCUGGUUUCUAAAACAAUGUCUAAUCAUAUUCAGAUUUCCCAACAAUAAUGUGUUCUGAUGCCUUUGGAAUGCAGUUUCACCACUCUUAAUUUUGCAUCCAUUUCCUCUCAUUGUCAUUGGAGGAUGUUAAUCUACUGAAGCUUGUCAUUGCACAGUUACUGCUUUUAGUGUGUAUUGUUAUUUAAUGCAUUAUUUAUGAUGGAUAUUUUGAAGUAGGUUAAUUUGUUGAUUUAUUAUGGUAGUAUUUCCAUUUGGAGAGAGUUGCAAAAAUAAAUUAUUUGAACUUUA
Messenger RNA from Labeo rohita (rohu), 2423 nucleotides. RefSeq lists its product as uncharacterized. The transcript has 5 exons. The coding region runs from base 413 to 1531 and encodes 372 amino acids. Lineage: Eukaryota; Metazoa; Chordata; Actinopteri; Cypriniformes; Cyprinidae. The record is from RefSeq and is a predicted model, not a curated record.